This is a messenger RNA of Cucurbitaria berberidis CBS 394.84, 1586 nucleotides long. Its product is annotated as putative mandelate racemase. The transcript is spliced from 2 exons. The coding region runs from base 233 to 1291 and encodes 352 amino acids. The record is from RefSeq and is a predicted model, not a curated record. NCBI's taxonomy places the organism in Eukaryota, Fungi, Ascomycota, Dothideomycetes, Pleosporales, Cucurbitariaceae.
GUUCUCUAAGAGGAUUUUCAAAGCGCCUACUACCGCAUACGGCAGGUUGGUCUGAAGCGAUUCGUUCGCCUCGCCUUAAUGUCGAUGUUACACAGAUGGGUAAUGAGUACACCAACUUCGAGGCCCUUGUGUUGCUUAUUGCUCAUAUAAAUUGACUCCAGGACGUCAUAGCUCUAGAAUCCAUUAUCAUACUCCCUUUUCUAAAAGAGACUUCCAAGCAAAUCCGCCAGACAUGGUAGACCUAGCCAUUACACGCAUCGACGUCUUCCAGGUGGACUUACCAUACUCCCACGGUGUCUAUGUUCUCUCCGCAGGACGAGAGUACAGGAGUUUCGACUCCACCAUCGUCCGCAUAACCACCAACACCGGAAUCGAAGGAUGGGGAGAAAGUUGUCCCUUCGGCUCCACAUACGUUGCUUCCCACGCACUCGGCGUUAGAGCCGGUCUCGCUCAAAUCGCACCCAGCAUUAUCGGGCUUGAUCCUCGAAGGGUGGACCGCAUCAACGACGCCAUGGAUGCCGCGCUACUCGGUCAUGAAGCCGCAAAGGCAGCCAUAGAUAUAGCAUGCUGGGACGCCUUUGGAAAGUCUGUCGGAUUGUCUGUCUGCGAACUCCUUGGUGGAAGAACGAAUGUCAAGUUACCUACGAUUUCUUCCAUUGGUGUGAUGAGUCCGGAGGAUGUGCGUAAGCAAGUUGCUAAAGACCGAGCGAAUGGGUAUAGAGGCUACUCAAUUAAGAUUGGACAAGAGCCUGCAGCGGAUGCAGCACUGAUUGUCGCAGCAAUGGCCGACAAGCAACCGGGAGAAUUCUUUCUUGUCGACGCAAACUGCGGGUUGACUGUUGAAACCGCGCUCCGAACGCUGAAGUUGUUGCCGGAGGGGCUGGAUUUUGUCCAUCCCAUGAUAUUCGACGAGCUUGCAACCAACGAAGCCUCUAUUGUGCAAGCAAUUGCCGAUGAUGCGGCAGAAGGCAUUGGAUUCAAGAUCUCGAAAGCUGGUGGUUUGACCAGAGGUCGUCGACAGCGCGACAUCUGUAUAGCUGCCGGCUAUACUAUUAGUGUUCAAGAUACGGUCGGCUCUGAUAUCUCAUUUGCCACAAUUGUCCAUUUAGCCCAGACGAUUCCAGAGCGGAAUUUGCGAUGCAUAUUAGACACAAGAGAUAUGGUGACGGUGAAGACGGCGGAUUGCGACUAUCCUGUUCACGACGGUCUUGUCACAGCACCGAGUGCGCCAGGCUUGGGCAUGAAGCCUCGCUUGGAUGUCCUGGGAGAGCCAGUUGCUAGCUACUACUAGGACAUUAGCUUUAGUGCCGCUUCGAGACUGAUUUGGCGGUUAUUCAUACUAUGCUUCAAAAUAGCUAUGACUAGGAUGAGCAUACCGAAGUCAAACUGAGAUUAAAAAAAUAGAGUCUUCGCUAUUACCAUCAUUGUCUACAGAACUUUUCUUACACCUAAGAUGCCAUUCCGCAGUAUGUAUCAUUUCAUAUGAACUUCUAGCGGUGGAUAGGCGUUCGUAAAUUAGUUGUUAGCAGCGAGAAUGUAGGGGACAAUAAUAAAUCAAAUAAAUGGCAGACUAGACACUUGAUGUC